GCGGCCGGGGGGAGCGGCGGCUCCGCCGGAGGGAUCCUGGUCGCCGCCUCCAUCACUGCGCUUUACUCGCUGAUCUGCGUGGUGGGACUGCUGGGAAACGUGCUGGUCAUGUACGGGGUGGUCAGGUACACGAAGAUGAAGACGGCCACCAACAUCUACAUCUUCAACCUGGCGCUGGCCGACGCGCUGGCCACCAGCACGCUGCCGUUCCAGAGCGCCAAGUACCUGCUGAACACGUGGCCGUUCGGGCCGCUGCUCUGCAAGCUGGUGCUGGCCAUCGACUACUACAACAUGUUCACCAGCAUCUUCACGCUCACCAUGAUGAGCGUGGACCGCUACGUGGCCGUGUGCCACCCCGUCCGGGCGCUGGGCUUCCGCACGCCGGCCAAGGCCAAGAUGAUCAACAUCCUGAUCUGGGUCUUGUCCUCCGUCAUCGGCGUCCCCAUCAUGGUGAUGGCCGUGACCAAGGUGGCCGAUUCUGGUAAAACGUCGUGCAUGCUGGACUUCCCGGCCCCGGACUGGUACUGGGACACGGUGACGAAGAUCUGCGUGUUCAUCUUUGCCUUCGUGGUGCCGGUGCUGGUGAUCACCGUGUGCUACGGCCUGAUGAUCCUGCGUCUGCGCAGCGUCCGGCUGCUCUCCGGCUCCAAGGAGAAGGACCGGAACAUGCGGCGCAUCACGCGCAUGGUGCUGGUGGUGGUGGCCGCCUUCAUCGUGUGCUGGACGCCCAUCCACAUCUUCAUCAUGGUGCGGACGCUGGUGCAGGUGGACACGCGGCACCCGGCCGUGGUGGCCGCCUGGCACCUGUGCAUCGCGCUGGGCUACACCAACAGCAGCCUCAACCCCGUCCUCUACGCCUUCCUGGACGAGAACUUCAAGCGCUGCUUCCGGGACUUCUGCCUGGGCUGCCGGACCCGGGCCGGGGCCGGGACCGGGACCGGGGCCGGGACCGCGGGAAGGGACAGCCGGGACAGCCGCAACACCAACACCCGCGAGCCCCAGUCCGUCUGCGGCCACGCCGGGCCGGCUCCGCCGGGGGGAGGGAGGAACACGUGACUAGGGAUGGACCGGGUCCCCCGGACCGGGCCCAGGGGGAACCAGGACCACCAGGACCUGCAGUCCGAGGUCACGCUCGUCUCCACCACCGAGUUUUAACGGGGCGGAAAUUGUUCCAAUUCGGCUAAAAAUCCCAGAGAAGUA
Cololabis saira (Pacific saury) is the source of this 1200-nucleotide messenger RNA. RefSeq names its product delta-type opioid receptor-like. Bases 109 to 1056 code for a protein of 315 amino acids. Gene Ontology annotation, molecular function: G protein-coupled enkephalin receptor activity; neuropeptide binding. Gene Ontology annotation, cellular component: membrane; neuron projection. The record is from RefSeq and is a predicted model, not a curated record. The transcript is spliced from 3 exons. NCBI's taxonomy places the organism in Eukaryota, Metazoa, Chordata, Actinopteri, Beloniformes, Belonidae. Gene Ontology annotation, biological process: G protein-coupled opioid receptor signaling pathway; neuropeptide signaling pathway.